Schizophyllum commune H4-8 is the source of this 2348-nucleotide messenger RNA. Its product is annotated as ATP-dependent DNA helicase. NCBI's taxonomy places the organism in Eukaryota, Fungi, Basidiomycota, Agaricomycetes, Agaricales, Schizophyllaceae. Bases 67 to 2232 code for a protein of 721 amino acids. The record is from RefSeq and is a predicted model, not a curated record. Gene Ontology annotation, cellular component: cytoplasm; chromosome. Gene Ontology annotation, biological process: double-strand break repair via homologous recombination. The transcript has 22 exons. Gene Ontology annotation, molecular function: 3'-5' DNA helicase activity; ATP binding; nucleic acid binding.
GCGCGCGGUCAUCUGCUCAGACGCGGCGCUCAUUACGGUCACACCUUGUCCUCCUUCCUUCCCGAUAUGGGGUCCGACGAUGAGUUCGGGAACGAAGCUGACUUCUAUGGAGGCUACUCCGACGACGAGCGAGCGGAAGACAGGCGAGAGUCUCCGCACGCCAGCAAUGACCCCCAGAACGAAGCUGGACCGUCUAAACCUCGGUCGGCCUGCAAGCCACGUAGCAAGAAUAACUCUAUCUUGUCAUAUGUGAAGGUGGAGAAGUCUGCCAAACAGAGUCAGCCGCUUGAUUGCGAAAGUAUUCUCAAGAAAGUCUUUGGCUACCCUUCUUUCCGAGGAAAGCAGAAAGAAGCGGUCGAGGCUGCAGUACAAGGUCAAGAUGUCUUCGUCCUGGCACCGACUGGCAUGGGAAAGAGCUUGUGCUUCCAAGUUCCUGCCGUGGCGGCCGCGCAUGGAGUGACCCUGGUCGUAUCGCCUUUGCUAGCCUUGAUGAAGAAUCAGGUCGAGGCUCUAGAUGCUAAAGGGGUGCAUGUAGCCUCUCUGACCUCAGAGACGCUGAAGAGCGUCAAGAAUGCGGUGAUCAACGAUCUGCGGUCAGCGCGACCGAAGACUCGAUUGCUUUAUGUCAGCCCCGAGCGCUUCUGCACUGCAGACUUUCAAGCCAUUUUGGAAGGCCUUCACGACAACGGCAUGCUGAAUCGGCUGGUCGUUGAUGAGGCGCACUGUAUAUCGCAAUGGGGCCAUGACUUCCGCGCCGAAUACCGCAAGCUGGGCAUGUUUCGCGACAACUUUCCCGAGGUGCCCAUUAUGGCGCUGACGGCCACUGCGACGCCUGCCGUCCAAUCCGACAUCCUCCGCUCCCUCAACAUGACCGACGAUCGGCUCUUCAAGGCCCUCCACCCCUUCAACCGCGCAAACCUAUAUUAUGAAGUUCGAUAUUCCUGUUCGGCGACUGGGCAGAUGAAGGACAUAUACGACCUCAUUUCCCGGCUGCAUGAGCGAAGGGGGAGGCCGUCGAGCGGGAUUGUGUAUUGCAGGCACGUGCGCCGAGACACCUGCGACGAGCUGGCAGAAUUCCUGCGAAAGAGGGGCAUGAAUGCGCGGCCGUAUCAUAGAGGGAUCAAAGGCCCCACGCUCGACAAGACGCUGGCUGAAUGGACGGCGGGCGGGCAGGUGGAGGGGGAUUUGCAUGUUGUCGUCGCUACGAUCGCCUUCGGUCUUGGGAUAGACAAGCCGGACGUGAGGUAUAUCAUCCAUUACGACCUACCCACCAGCUUCGAGGGGUACUACCAGGAGACGGGUCGUGCGGGGCGGGAUGGAGCGCCUUCGCGAUGUAUCCUCUACUACUCGCGCGAAGACGCGUACAACGCCAAAAAGCUCGUACAGAUGUCGCUAGCUAACCGGGCGUCGCACGUAGGAGCGAAUGGGCCGGCGCCUAGUCAACGGUCGGUGGAUAGUUUUGAUGAGCUAGUUACUUUCGCACACAAGGCCGAUACCUGUCGUCAUGUUGCUAUCUGCCGCUACUUCGGCGAACACAUCGACGCGCGCGAUCCGGCGGUUGUGAAGCAGUAUUGCGAUAAGAUGUGCGACGUGUGCAAGAAUCCGGACAAGACCCGACUCCUCCAACAGCGCCUCUCGGACGACUCGACCGCGCUUACGCGGACGUCUUCAUGGGCGGACCGCAAGCCUGUGUCGCGCACGUCGUCUUCGGAGAAUACAGUGACGCGCCAAUACGGAUCGUACAAUGCGCUGCGGAAGCCGUUCAGGCCGCCGUUGAUGAAGGUGCAGGCGGAACAGCAGGUCAGGUCAACCUCGAACACGAGCCCCUCCCCUGUCGACCUGGAAGACAUGGAUGCCGAGCUCGAGGUUGCAUUCUCCAACAAAAUUCCCGUGGACGUGCGCGAAGAAGGCUACUCGUCCAUCCGGAAGGCGCUACACAAGGCAUUCCCAGACGGCUCUGAGAGUUUGUGGACCGCAUGCGGGGUCUCCAGGAUACCCAGCGCGGAAGAUCUCGAAAGCAUCCUCCUAAUCGCCACCAAGGAGCUCGAGUUCCUCGCUCAGUCGCUCAGUACGACGCCGAGCGGGUACGAGGAUAGAAUCGCGGGCAAGGUGGACGCGCUGCGCUUGAUGCGGAAGAAGGGCAAAUGGUUGGAAGAGGAUGAUGAGUAUGACGACGCUUGUGAGGUUGCGGGGGUUCUAAAGAGGCUUUGUGCGCGAAAGGGGAGGAGGUGAGGAAGGAGAGACGGAACCACCCUUUGUGUGUCUUGCUAUCACGGGUCUGGAUGGACUGUCUUUCAUAUGACUGACCUUUCGCAUUGAGUGCAUACCAGGAUUGAUGAGUGAAUGCG